AUGUAUUCCAAACUACCAAUCAUAAGAACAAUUCAAACUGAGUAUGCCAAUUGCAGCAUCCCUCCUGGAGUGAGCAAUCCUGGAAAACUUCGAUUUAUUGUUGCUGUUUUGAUUGUUGCAUCUACUCUGGGCAGGAUUUUUGAGAAGCUGGAGCUGUGCAGCAGCUUGGCCGUCAAGCGCUUCGUGUUCUCCGGCUGGAAGCCGGGCCCAGCGCCGGGUGUGCGGCAGGAGGACGCGCGGUUCGGGGGGGUGCCCGUGCGGCUGUACCGGCCCCGCGAGGUGCGCAGCGCCGUGCUGCUGUUCCACGGCGGCGGCUGGAUCUUCUGCAGCCUCGAUUCCCAUGAAAGGAUCUGCCAAUACAUUGCCAAGGAAAGCAGCUCGCUGGUGGUGUCCGUGGGGUACCGUUUAGCCCCUGAGCACAAAUACCCCGCUGCGUACGAAGACUGUCUGAACGCCACCCAGCACUUCCUGCAGCACCUGGAGCGCUACGGCGUGGAUCCUGCCCGCGUCACUGUCUGCGGGGACAGCGCUGGGGGCAACCUGGCAGCUGCUGUGAGCCAGACCCUGGCAGGCAGCUCAGACCUCCCCAGACUCCGUGCUCAGAUCCUCAUCUACCCAGGCCUUCAGGCCCUGGACUUCAAUUUGCCAUCCUACCAACAAAACCAGGGAGUCCCUCUGCUCUUCCGGGAACGUGCUGUUUUCUAUUCUUUGCAGUACGUACAAGGGGACACAUCAAAUAUGCAAGAGGUCUUGGAGGGCUCUCAUAUUCCUCCAGACAUGAGGCUGAAGUAUGGGAAGUGGGUGAGUCCAGACAACAUCCCUGAGGAAUUUAAAGUUAGGGGCUAUAAGCCACACAAGCCCUGUGAAUUCAAGCCUGGAGUUUUUGAGAAAGUGAAAAGAAUCCGUGAGAACACACUGUGCCCGCUGUUUGCUGAAGAUGAAAUUAUUCAGCAGCUGCCAGAAUCCUUCAUCCUGACCUGCGAGUACGACGUGCUGAGGGACGAUGGUUUGUUGUACAAGAAGAGGCUGGAGGACAACGGGGUUCGAGUGACCUGGUACCACCUCGAGGAUGGAUUCCAUGGAGUCAUAAACCUGUUUGAAUAUUGUGGUUUGUCAUUUCCAUCUGGGAAAAGGGGAUUGGACAGGGUUGUUGAAUUUAUAAAAGGCCUGUAA
Molecule: messenger RNA, 1173 nt
Organism: Poecile atricapillus (Black-capped chickadee)
Lineage: Eukaryota; Metazoa; Chordata; Aves; Passeriformes; Paridae
Product: arylacetamide deacetylase-like 4
Exons: 5
Coding region: 1-1173 (390 amino acids)
Cellular component (GO): membrane
Molecular function (GO): carboxylic ester hydrolase activity
Source: RefSeq, a predicted model, not a curated record